CUUUAUUACAGAAAAGAUGGCGUCCCAAAAACAAAACAGUGUUAACGGGCUAUCUGCUCCUACUUUCGCACCAAAACAAUAUGGAGCAGGUGGUAUUGUUGACGAUUUCAUGUAUGGAUCAAAUGUGGCAUCCGCUCAUAUAUACAUACGAAUGGGUAUGUAAUGUAACGUUUCCUAAUUCUGUAUUAUAAGUUACCGGGUUUAAAACUGCAGUCAGUAGUAGUAGUCAGUCAGUAGUGACAUAUCAUUCAUUAAUGAUCGAAUGAGUGACACUGCAAGCGCUGGCCUGAAGUCAAUGUGGGUGUUUUAUUGACCAUGUUAUUUUUGGGAUAUUUUUAAUUCCAUACUUAUUUUGGCUUAAACUUAAACCAAUUUCAAUUAGGGGUAAAUAGUGAAGGAAAAUGCGGCCAUUCUGAGGACAGCUGCCACCGCGUCUUUUGUGUGUUUAUUAUAGUUGCACUGAAUUAGGGUUUAGGUUAGGUUGAGGGAUCGAUUUAGGUUUCAGUUUAGGCAUAGGGAUCAAUUUAGGGUUCAGGUUAGGCAUAGGGAUCGAUUUAGGUAGAUACUUUGGACUUGGUCAAAAAUUUAAACAUUUUGUAAAAAUAAACCAAUGACCAAUGGCAUAGUUGAAUAGAGCUAAUUUUUUUACAGAAUUAUAACACCAAAAUCAUAUAUUAGCUGUUGUAGUUUUAAAGUUAUGAAUUUUGAAAGUACGACUUGGUUUGUCCUUUUUUAACAUGGACUGCAUCUCCACAUUCUGCGACCUCAUUCCGCUAUCGCAUCAUGCGCAAUGACUAUAUAGUUUAUAUAAGGCAACGCAUUCCUUUAUCACUAAAUUACUGUUUAGGGUCGACUUAUUUUAAACUUUCAACUUUGGCACAUGAAUAAUUAAUUAAAGCUUUCCCUGACCAAUGGUUUAAUAGUUUUUGCACACGGCAAACUCUUAUGAAUGAAACUCUGAGAUAGUACUACGAUAUAGCCACUAUGCAAGAGGCUGUGAAUGUUUGCCAAUGGCAACGUGUUGCACAGGGAAAAUUCUGAUAAUUUAUAAUAUGGACUCUACAGGGUUUUUAAAGCUCAAAUUAAAACAUUCCAGUUUAAAUGUCUUCAAAAUGCAUUCUGAAACACAAAAUAUAAAAUAUUUUGAUGUAUAUAGUGGUAAUAAUUAAAUAUUUCCUAAGUAUCUGCAACUUCCGCCAUUAAAAUGGACAUGGCCCCGGCCAUGUCGAAAUUAGGCUGAGCCACCUUAUGGUGAUAUGGGUCACUGUGAGAAGCGUAACGAACGUGAGACACAACCUACAUCAAUGAAACUUGGCCCAGAUAUAGAUCAAUAUCUAAUGCUUAUACAGAUUUAAUCAAAAAGGGCCUUAUCUUAUUAUUUCACAAUAAAUUUUGUAUGCGAAGAUGCCUUAUAUAUACUAAAGAUUUUAAAAAUAAAGGUCGAUUGAAAAAAGCAAAACAGCUGGCUAGAAAUGUAGGACCUUUAGUGAAAAAAGCAAAAUAGCUGGCUAGAAAUAUAGGCCAAGAUGCCUUCCAAAUUAUAAGGCCGGAAACGGAACUCAAAUAUAUGUCGAAAGAACAAAUUUAAUAAUAAAUAGACACACACAUCGGAAAAUUAAAAACUCUGAUUUUUCGGCGCUAACGCCCAUUUCCGAUACACAAAAAGUAGUAGUCUCCCUUGUUUCAUCGAAGUAUCUAGAUUUAGGGAUACAUUCGUGAAAUUCAAUAAAAUAGUGGCAGUCUUCCCCAUAAAUUACCCAAUUAGAUUUUGUUAAACUUUUUUGUUAGAACUGUUGAAAAUAAAAAGCAGGGUAGUAAGGUUAAUUUGUACUUAAUAUAGUAUACCUUAGCAGUAUGGGUUUUGCUAAGGGUUGUCUCCCCUAAAGUACAGUGACAGCACUUUGGGGAUUCCCAAUACAGGACUUAGGCAAAUUUAUCCCCCUAAUGAGUAAUAAUGAGUAUGAUAACUUCGCUAUUUUUCAUCGAGUAUUAUUCGCAGCAUAAACAAAACUAUGAUCAAUACGGUUAAUAUUAAAUUGACAUUUUCCAUUCGUUCUAUUAAAAUUCAACAUAAGAUGUUCAAAAGUCAAAAGAAAUAGUAAAAGAAAUUCAUCCUUGCUGAUACCCCAAGAUGAAUACCCAUGGAAAAAUUUCCGCUCCUGGCAGGAUUGCUAAAAAUGCUGUCUUUUUACUGGUUGAAAUAAAGAAGUAUAUGUACACGAUUCAUUUUUAUCAUGUCACAAUAUCAUGGGACAUUUCAACAUAAUUUGUUUUUGGGGGGCGGGGGUGUGAAUACGUAACUAUGGGAAACCUUCAUGACAUAUACUGUUGAAGACAUUGCCUGGCCUUGUUGCUAAGAAAAUGCUUGCCCAUUGAAUGAUGUUAAUAUAAUGAAUCGAUGUUAACUUUUGGAGGUCAAUUUUUAACACUACUUCUACUUUAACAGUGAAAUUCUGUUAACAUAACUGCCAUCAUCAUUGCAAACGUAAUUGACGUCAGCAGCAAGAAAGCAGACGCAUACAAAAUAGUGCUCCUCACAGAAAUUAAUCUAUGUACAAAUCUUUACUAAACCUAAAAUUUAUUACACCAGCUUUUUUAGAAAAAUAAAAGAAAAUAUUGUAAAAUGUGUAAUCAUCGGUAUGAGUUUAUGUGUCAAGUUUUAGUUCAAUAGCUUGACGGGAAGUGGGUCAAUACGUUGUCCAAACAUUUUGCCACAUACCCAAACAGAAAGAAAGUAAUACACAAACAAAAGUGACGUUAAUAUAAAGGAUUUUAAAAGGAUUUAGAUAAAAAUUAAAAUAUGACGAAAAUUUUGAAAUAAAGCAUAAAUAUAUAAAACAAUUUAUGACACAUGCUGAGAAAUAUGACAGUUUCCAUAACUUUGAACUGUUCAUGCUUGGUAAACAAAGAAAUUAGAAUUCCAGCACAGAAGAGCUUUCAGACCCAGUCAAUCCAAUUAGUCAGAACGUAGCAACUUUUAAAAACAAGAUUUAAAAAGAUUAUUUAGCUGUUUCCAUUGUUUUCUUAUAGUUAUAGAAAUACUUUCAGAAUCUGAAGAAAAUUAGUCACCAUUGGCUUGUCUUCAUCAUCAUAAAAAUGAAAUGUUUGUGCAGAAAUGUUAUUUUAAUAAUUUAUUUUCCUUAGGACUUAAAGGCUAUAUUAAAUUCUAUUUUCUGAUUGAUUAUAUAUUAAUAAGUUAUCUUGUAAACAUUUAAAAAAGAAAUGAGAUUGAUUAUUUUAUUCAUCUGUUCAUGACAUUUGAAUAAAAAGCUGUCUCUCGUUAUAUGCUAUGGAUAUUAUUAUGGAAUAUGGUCAUAGAUCUCAUUGGAUAUUUUUUUUUUGAAUGAUGAGUAUGGCUCAUUAAAGAUUGUCUCGAAAUCUUCUCUUUUUUUUUGUCAGACCCAAUAAAACAGUUCUUUUAAUGCAUCUUAAACUUGUUUUGAUCUUUGACAAAAUUCUAACUCCUACAGGAUUUAUGCGUAAAGUGUAUGGCAUCCUCACAGCACAGCUUCUUGUAACCACAAUCAUGUCUGCACUAUUCAUGAUGAGCGAGCCAUUGCAGGAAUUUGUGCAGACUAAGUAUGCUUUGUAUAUCAGAGAAUGAGUAAAAGAUAGUUCUAAAAAGUACAAUUAGAACAAUAUCUCAUUAAAUAAUAUUUAACCUUGAGACCCAAAAACUAUAAAUAUAUAUCUUUAUUUUCUUUUCAAAAUGAAUAAAGCACCAAUUCUUUGUAUUUUUGGUAUUUGCUUGAAGAUUUAAAAUGCCUUUCAUUUUUUUAAAGUGAUGACUGUUUGAUCACCUUGAAAUAUUCAAAAUUAAUGUCCAAAAACUUUUUGAUAAUAAUUGUGCAUGUUAUUAUUUUCUUUCUACAAAUUUUCAGUCACUGGAUGCUAACACUAAGCAUUUUUGCCACUUUUGGUGUGCUUUUUGCUCUUAUGUGGAAGAGGCAUGAAACACCAAUCAACUAUAUUCUCCUAGGAAUUUUUGUAAGUAAAAGAAGAAAUUAAUAACCACUCCAACGACCAAUUGUUCUUCAGGAAAACAAUAUUAAUUAAAGUUUGACCAACAGAUCUAAAAUAUAUAAAAAUUUAUUCUAGAAAUGUGUUUUGAUAAGUUUAAACCAAACUGUUUUCUAUCUUAUUAACUAAUACACACUCGAAGUUUAAACCACACAGUUUUAUUUUUGUUUUCACUGAUCCACGCCAGUUUAAGUUUAAACUACACUGUUUUAUCUUAUUCACUGAUAAAUGCCAGUCUAAGUUUAAACCAGACAGUUUUAUACCUUAUUCACUGAUACACACCAGUCUAAGUUUAAACCGCAGUGGGUUUUUUUUUUCUUAUGGACUUAUACACGCCAGUCUUUUUCACCCAUUACAAAAGAACUAAAAUAAGUAUUGUAUUAUUUUUCCUAAGAUUCAAAAUUUCUUAAGUAACUAUAAAAUAUUUUGUUAACAUAAUUAUUUUACAUUGACCCACCUCUGGUAAUAGUUUAAAAAAAAUAAUAACUCUAUAGUUCAUGCUUUUAAAAAGUUUGCUUCAUUUUUUGAGUCCUUUUUGUCUCUGGUCAGAAAAUGUUUUUUUCUCUAUUUAUUUCCAAUAAUGAACCAGAAAAUAAUGAUAUGCCAAUUCUUUUACAUCUUUGAAAAAAAAAUGUGUAGAUUUAAUAUGCUUAUAAUUUUAUAUAAUUUUAUACAUUUGGAAUGUUUCAUACUUAUGAUGUCAAUUAUUAUUUGUAGACUCUGAUGGAGUCCUAUGCCAUUGGCGUAGUAGGUAAGUAAAGCUAAUGUAAUUUCUUUGUUAACAUUCUGGCCAUUAACUUCAUUUAUCCCCUUUAAAGAUGUCAUCUCUUGAGGAUUCUAACAUAAUUAUUAUCAUUAAAGGGUCACCAAACCUAGCCCAGGACCCUUAAAGUACACCCAAAGAAAGGUGAAAUGUACAACACUAAAGGUUUAGCUAUAACUAUACAGCGUAAAAAAUGCGCUUUAUUUUCAGUGACCUUCUACAAAGUGCCAUCUGUGAUUGAAGCAUUCCUCCUCACCAUUGGUUUGACCGUGGGCCUGACCAUAUACACUCUACAAAGCAAGAAGGACUUCACAUCAUGGCAUGCUCCGUGAGUAUUGAGUAGAGUAACUGAUGAUUUAAAGUUUUGUUAUUUUUUAAAACGCCUUCCUUUAAAUCUUUAAUUUUGUUUGUCAAUAACUUUGAUAAGAUUCUCACACUAAGGUUGCCUAGAAUGAAAAAUAUGUUCAUGAAUGGUAAUGAAUUUGUCUGUUAUUUACUUGAUGACUCAUAUGGCCUGUAUUAUUUAGUAUAAAGCUUGUACUGAUUACUUUAUUUACAGAGCUGUCAUGUGUCUUUAUGCUCUUGUAUUGGCUUCCUUUAUUCAGGUAAACAACUUGUUUUUAUCUCUAGUAAUUAAUAACAUAACAUUUGACUUUAUUAUUUUGCAUUCAAGAAUUUUAAGUUAAAUAUGCUGGUCAAUGUAAGAAAUAUUUCAAUUUUUUUAUUUUUAAGCAAAAUAACUUCAUUACUUUCAUCCUUGAAUUAAAUUUAAUGUAAAAAUAUACAAUCUUAAAAGUUAGCCUAUGAUCUGAAGACAGAAUUACAAUCCCGGCACUUUCAGUACUUUCACCUUUUGUUAUUUUGGCUUCAGAUGAUCCUUCCGGUUCCAUUCUUUCACUUGGGUAUCAGCCUGGCUGGAGCUGCCUUGUUCUGUAUCUUCAUUGUUGUGGACACGCACAUGCUGAUGGCCAAACUCUCGCCUGAAGAAUACAUCCUGGCGGCCAUCAACCUGUACCUGGACAUCCUCAAUCUGUUUUUGUACAUUCUGCGCAUCCUUGGUGAACGGAAGUAAAUGGUUGCAGAUGGGAAUCUUAUCUCCUCGGAGGGUAUUGAGUGCUAUCAUUACUAAAGAAAACAAAUCAGCCUGAUAGCUAAGUUUCUCUGUUUUUAACAUAUAUCUAUAGAUUUUUUUUUUUUAGGUAUUAGGUUUUACAUAUUUAUUUGAUAUUGCAGAUUUUGAGUGAAAUUUUUCAAUGAUUAGGGUAAAUUUUCAAGAAGAAAAUAUAUAACUAUUUUAUUGUUUUAAAAUCUUUUUAUUAGAAGUUUACUUUUUAAAUAAACUUUGGUAACUUACACUCAAAAUAUUGUCCGAUCUCAUAUAUCCACAGUUACUUCAAUUUUUGUCAUUAAGGAGUGGGUGCAUAUGUUUCUGAUCCAUAAAGGAAAAAUAAUUUUUUGCUUAAAAGAAUAAAAUCUUUAUUUUAAAUUUUCAAGGUCUUAAAAUUAAAGGCUUGAUUAUGUUCCAUUUUUUUUUUGGUUAAAAAAUUCCAAAAAUGGUUUCUAAUUUAUUUUCAAAGUUUUCUUUAGUUAACUACAUUUUUUUCUGACAUUUAUUUUUUUUUUAUUUAGUCCAAGUAAUUAUGAUUUCUUAUGUCUAAUUAUAGGGAGUCCUGGCACCAUAGAAACCCUAUAAUCACAAUAAUUCAUUUUCAGUAAUUUUUUUAUAAAUCUUAUUGUAAUAAUUUGUAGGAUUAUGUAAGCUUGGGGCUCAUUGACUUGAUUUUUUUUUUUUUUAUUUUAUAAAUUAUUUGUGGGGUUUUAAAUACUUAUUGAAAGCUCAGUUCAUCGUUUCCUCGAAGGUACUAUCAACUCAAGAGAAAAGUUAUAAUUUCUUUUUGUAUCAAGCUUUACUCUACAUAACAAGUGGUGUCUGUGGCUAAUCACCUGUAAUAUCAACUACAACUUCAUGACAUGGGAAAUUUAACUCUGUCUUCAUAAUUAUAAUUUUACCUUUAUGGUUUCAAAUUUGAUUUAUAGAUUUUACUCAUCUCAGUGUAAAAAGAUCAGUUGUCUACCCUUGGAAGCUUGUUUUUUUUUUAAAUUAUUAUUUCCCUUCCUAUUACUAAUUACCCAGAGCAGAAUUGUUUUGUCCUUAUACUGAGAUAACUAUCUUAAAACACAGAACAUAAAUUAUUAUUUUCUGAUGGUCAAAUUCUUUUUCCCUUUGUUCUUUAAACAAAAAUAAUUUGACUAGGGUUUUUUCUUGAAUGGUAUCAUAAAAAUUACAGAGUAUAACAAAUGUAGAAUUGGAUAUACUUGGUCUCAAAAAUCUACAGCUGAUUCUCGAGAUGUCACUAUUUGAGGCUGUGAUGUUUGUUGUUUACAUGUAUAUAUUUUGUUAUUUGAUUAAUAAAUCUUCCUUAUGCA
Messenger RNA from Lymnaea stagnalis (great pond snail), 7210 nucleotides. The record is from the annotation of a GenBank genome assembly. NCBI's taxonomy places the organism in Eukaryota, Metazoa, Mollusca, Gastropoda, Lymnaeidae.